AUGCUUUGUUUGUCAACGUCUUUUCAACCACAGGUGACUGUUCCCUUAAGCCACCUCCUCAAUGUACUCCACUCUCUAAAGAGCUCAGUUGGAAGUAGCAGCACCAUUAAUAAAUCAAGACUACACAAUGAGAAUGGUUCUCAAUCUGGACUCCAUUACCCAGAGGUAAUCAAACUGAUUCCCAAUAAUGCACAUUUGCCCCUAUGGAACCUACAAGACCUUGGCCUGUCAGACCUGGGAACGCAGCAGCUUGAUGAAUUGGCACCUAGAGUGUUACCAUAUCCCAAUUUAAAAGAAGCACCAGCCCCAGUAGUUGGUGCUCGGACAAUCUGGCGAACGUCCCACCUUUCUACGGACUCCUUUUUUGUAAACAAGCAUGGGUUUUCUCAUCUUCAAAUGUCAGCCCCAAUUUAUUCCAGGAACAGGCCUUCUCCUCUUCAGUCGGUCUGCACAGACCUGCAACACUGUUCAGUGUGGAUCCAACAUAGAGGCUUUAAAACAUUCAGGAGCAAAGUGAAAAGACUGCAGUCAGCUAUCGAUCGCCCAGUAGAAUCUGAAGGUUUCCCUCCAUCUUUUAUGAAGGGCUUCCUGACACGUGACAAAGGGAUUGAAAUGGACAGCCUUGACAGUCUAUCAAAGAGUGGGAACAUACCUGAUGGACAGCAGGAUGCUUUUAAGAGGGGCUUCGCUGAAGGUUUUCUGAAAGCGCAAACUCUGACGCGACGUACACAAGACUCCCUCAGAAGAAAUCGACUCAUUUUGUUGGUGUUGUUUUUUGUUGGUGUCUAUGGCAUCUCAAAAAUCCCCUUCAUAUCAGUGCGGUUCCGAGCCACGACAGGCCUGGACUCCUCAGUGGAUCCUGUCCAAAUGAAAAAUGUGACUUUUGAGCAUGUCAAAGGUGUUGAGGAAGCAAAAAAUGAGCUGCAGGAAGUGGUUGAAUUUCUGAAGAACCCUCAGAAGUUCACAACCCUAGGAGGGAAACUGCCAAAAGGUGUCCUUCUAGUCGGCCCACCAGGGACUGGAAAGACUUUACUGGCCAGAGCGGUGGCAGGAGAAGCACAUGUUCCAUUUUACUAUGCCUCAGGCUCGGAGUUUGAUGAGAUGUUUGUUGGAGUUGGAGCCAGCCGUAUCAGAAAUCUUUUCAGGGAAGCCAAAGCCAACGCCCCCUGUGUCAUAUUUAUUGAUGAACUGGACAGUGUGGGUGGGAAAAGGAUCGAGUCUCCUAUGCACCCUUAUUCCAGACAGACCAUCAAUCAACUACUUGCUGAAAUGGAUGGUUUCAAGCCAAAUGAAGGGGUAAUUAUUAUUGGAGCCACCAACUUCCCAGAGGCUUUAGAUAAUGCCCUAAUCCGCCCAGGACGAUUUGACAUGCAGGUGACUGUCCCCAAACCAGAUGUAAAAGGACGAACAGAGAUUCUCAAGUGGUACCUCAGAAAGAUUAAAGUGGAUCCAGCCAUAGAGGCAAAGAUUAUUGCACGGGGCACUGUGGGAUUCUCUGGCGCUGAUUUGGAAAAUCUGGUAAACCAGGCAGCCCUGAAGGCAGCAGUAGAUGGUAAAGACAAGGUCACCAUGAAGGAGCUGGAGUUUGCCAAAGACAAAAUCCUCAUGGGUCCUGAGAGAAGGAGCGCUGAAAUCGACAAGAAGAAUAAGAUCAUCACUGCAUACCACGAAUCAGGCCAUGCUAUUGUAGCUUAUUACACCAAAGAUGCCAUGCCCAUCAACAAAGCUACUAUCAUGCCAAGGGGCCCAAGUCUGGGACAUGUGUCAAUGCUGCCAGAGAAUGAUCGCUGGAGUGAAACACGUUCGCAGUUGUUGGCACAGAUGGACGUUAGCAUGGGCGGGCGUGUCGCAGAGGAGAUCAUAUUUGGCCAUGAAUACAUCACAACAGGGGCAUCAAGUGACUUUGACAGUGCCACAAAGAUUGCUAAGAUGAUGGUGACAAGAUUCGGAAUGUGUGACAAGUUAGGUGUGAUGACUUACACAAACAUGACAGAACAAAGCCCGGAGACUCAAGCAGCUGUAGAGCAUGAAAUCAGAGUUUUACUACGGGAAUCUUACGAGCGAGCCAAAGCACUCUUGAGGUCUCAUGCUAAAGAGCACAAGAACCUUGCUGAUGCGCUGCUAUUGUAUGAGACGUUGGAUGCCAAAGAGAUCCAGUUGGUCUUAGAGGGAAAGACUUUGGAGACCAGAUGA
This is a messenger RNA of Nerophis lumbriciformis (worm pipefish), 2193 nucleotides long. The record is from RefSeq and is a predicted model, not a curated record. Lineage: Eukaryota; Metazoa; Chordata; Actinopteri; Syngnathiformes; Syngnathidae.